Molecule: messenger RNA, 403 nt
Organism: Glossina fuscipes
Lineage: Eukaryota; Metazoa; Arthropoda; Insecta; Diptera; Glossinidae
Gene: COX7AL2
Product: cytochrome c oxidase subunit 7A1, mitochondrial
Exons: 3
Coding region: 69-257 (62 amino acids)
Biological process (GO): mitochondrial electron transport, cytochrome c to oxygen; regulation of oxidative phosphorylation; mitochondrial respirasome assembly
Source: RefSeq, a predicted model, not a curated record
CACAUAGUUAAUUUCUGCAGCAAAGUGUAAGCUUAACUUUAGUGUUCUCGUUGCAUAACCAGAGAACAAUGGCUUUACCCGAAAAUUUGGCUAAGAAAAUGCAAACAUUUCAGGCAAAUAAUAAUUUGCCUGUAUUCUUAAAAGGUGGCCCAGCCGAUAAAAUGCUCUAUGGUAUAACUAUGGGACUUUGCGGUGUGGGUCUUUUGGGCAUUGUUAAACUACUCUACGAUUUGGGAUUUAAGAAGAAGCAGGGCUAACUUCAAAACUAGCUCAUUAUAAUAUGGUUUAGAAAUGAAAGUAAACUUUGAUAAAUUUCCAAAAUUUAAUUACAUUUAGUGUAAAAUGUUUUAUGCCUUGAACUUGGUGCUUUGAAAGAGUUAAUUAAAAGGAAAGUGGGAAGUCA